Messenger RNA from Penicillium soppii, 1347 nucleotides. RefSeq lists its product as uncharacterized. The record is from RefSeq and is a predicted model, not a curated record. Gene Ontology annotation, molecular function: protein binding; protein-lysine N-methyltransferase activity. Gene Ontology annotation, biological process: peptidyl-lysine monomethylation. The transcript has 4 exons. The annotation marks the transcript as partial. Lineage: Eukaryota; Fungi; Ascomycota; Eurotiomycetes; Eurotiales; Aspergillaceae.
AUCAUGAAACCAGAAUGGUGGCCCGGGGAGACCCAUGAAGUAUUCACCGAGUGGGCAAUCUCUCAUGGUGUAGAUAUUAAAGCGGUGACCCCAGCCCGAUUUCAAGGAAGUGGACUGGGAAUGAUGGCCACUCGGACUAUCAAAAAAGGAGAUAUUGUUCUUCGGGUGCCGACGCAGCUGAUGUUGACCGCGGAUAAAAUCCCUACCAACUUUACCAAUAAGUUCCCAGAGGAUAUCGCUGUGCAAGGAUUAUUGGCAGCAUAUCUCAUCCACGGCGACCCAGAACAGCUCUCAAAAUACGAACCGUGGCGCAAAUCAUGGCCUAGUCGACAAAGCUUCGAAGAAGGCAUGCCGAUUCUCUGGCCAUCAGCUCUGGGAGGGCCGCAUUGGCCCGCAAGCAAAGACGGCACCCCCGUUAAGCCAGAGCAGGCGAACUUUCUUCCUCCAUCAAUUUCAGGUCUCUGGCAUAGCUUACAGCCAGGCCCCAGAACUAAAAAAUACACCUUGGAUCACCAGAAUAUUCUCUCGGGGCAGAUUCAGCGCCUGGAAAAGGCAUGGACGGAUGUUACUUCUGUAUACCCGGAAACUAAUUGGGAAGAUCUCUCCUAUUACUGGCUCAUCGUCAACUCAAGGAGCUUUUAUUGGGUUGGCGAGGGACAGGAACCCCCGAAGACCCCAAUGAUGCGAUGGGAUUGGUACCUUUUGCUGAUUACUUCAACCACGCGGAUGUUGCGGUACGUGCUUCAUCAGAAUAUCCUGUGCUAUCAACUCAGCUCACACUAUUUCGAACAGAGAGAUGUCAAAUUUGACGUAGAUGAAUAUGUGUUCCGCGCUACGAAAGAUUAUGAUGAGGGUGAGGAGGUUUUUAUGAAUUAUGGCAGUCACCCGAAUGAUACAUUACUGGCGGAAUAUGGAUUCUUCUUGGACGCGAACGACGCAGAUUCGAUAUAUCUCGACGACAUUGUCUUCCGGGACCUUCAUGCCCCUGGGCAACAAGAGGAAUUGUGGUUGAAUCAAUAUUAUGGUAAUUACCAAGUCACACCCCAUGGACCCUGUUAUCGCACAGAGGUCGCCGCAUGUUUGAGUUAUAUGAAGGAGGAGGAUUGGCGAGACCAUGUUCUUGAAGGCCAAUCACAAGGAUUUGAUGAGAGUCUAUCUGAAGCCACCAUCAAGAGGUGGAUCUUGGCAUAUGCUGCAGAGGCAGAUGCGGGGAUUACCGCACUUCAGAAGGCCCUCGAGGUUAACACCGUGGUGCAACAACAUGGCUCAAAAGUUGAGAUACUGCUGAAACGAUGGAAGCAGAUAAAGGAGCUCUGCGAGCAUGCGGCCAAGACUGUCUCGGUAUGA